Messenger RNA from Cavia porcellus (domestic guinea pig), 1065 nucleotides. RefSeq names its product trace amine-associated receptor 7c-like. Lineage: Eukaryota; Metazoa; Chordata; Mammalia; Rodentia; Caviidae. Gene Ontology annotation, cellular component: membrane. Gene Ontology annotation, biological process: G protein-coupled receptor signaling pathway. Gene Ontology annotation, molecular function: trace-amine receptor activity. The record is from RefSeq and is a predicted model, not a curated record.
AAGAUUAUUCCACUAUCAGGUGCCCAGAGGACCAUGAGUGGUGACCUGACCCCUCCUGCAGCCGUCCAGCUGUGCUAUGAAAAUGUGAACAGAUCCUGUGUCAAAGCUCCCUACUCCCCGGGCCCCCGCCUGCUCCUCUACCUGGUCUUUGGCUCUGGGGCUGUGCUGGCUGUCUUGGGAAACCUGCUGGUCAUCACCUCCAUUCUCCACUUCAAGCAGCUCCACUCCCCAGCCAACUUUCUGAUCGCCUCUCUGGCCUGUGCUGACUUCAUGGUGGGGACGACUGUGAUGCCCUUCAGCAUGGUCAGGUCUGUGGAGAGCUGCUGGUACUUUGGGGACAGUUUCUGUAAACUCCACUCCUGUUUUGAUGGCUCCUUCUGUUACUGUUCUAUUUUCCACUUGUGCUUUAUCUCCAUCGAUAGAUACAUCGCUGUCACUGACCCUCUGGUCUAUCCCACCAGGUUCACUGUUUCUGUGUCUGGCAUGUGUAUCGCCUUCUCCUGGCUGAGUGCUGUUGUCUUUAUUUUUUCCCUUCUUUACACAGGGGCAAACAAAGCUGGGCUGGAGGAACUAGUGAGUGCACUCACCUGUGUGGGAGGCUGUCAGAUUGCAGUCAAUCAAAACUGGGUUUUGAUCGACUUUCUGUUAUUUUUCAUUCCCGCUCUUGUGAUGGUAAUUGUUUACUCCAAGAUUUUCCUGAUAGCUAGGCAACAGGCUAGGAAAAUUGAAAGUCUGAGCAAUAAGACUGCAAAACCAUCAGACAGUUACAAAGACAGGGUAGCCAGGAGGGAGAGAAAAGCAGCCACAACCCUGGGCAUCGCAGUGAUAGCUUUUCUGAUUUCAUGGUUGCCGUACUUCAUUGAUUCCCUCAUCGAUGCCUUCCUGGGUUUCAUCACACCCACAUACGUGUAUGAAAUAUUAGUUUGGAUCGUUUACUACAACUCGGCAAUGAAUCCCUUGAUUUAUGCUUUCUUUUACCCUUGGUUUCGAAAAGCCAUCAAAUUAAUCGUUACAGGAAAAGUGUUCAGAGAGAAUUCCUCAGUAAUAAAGCUGUUUUCUGAGUAG